AUGGACUUCCAGGAAAAGUACGAUAAGGAAAAUCCUCGACGUUUUGAAGAGAUUUCUGCCGCUCGCCAGAUAAUAACUGCUCUCACUGCACCCUCGAAUGCACACAUAUCUUUCCCCUUCAUGGACCGAAUUGACGCAGCCACAUUAGGUCUCCAUGAUUAUGAUGAUGUUAUACGUUACCCAAUGUGGUUAAACAAAAUUUCUGAAAAAAUCGAUCGUGGCAUCUACCCUGGAAUUCGCGAAUUUGUUUGUGACUUUCGGCUCAUACUCGUCAACUGCUUUCGCUAUAAUGGCGUGACUUCCCGUAUGGGACGUUUCGCAGAAAAGUUGGAGUUGCUGUUUGAGCAAAAAUUGCAACUUCUGCCCCCCGAUAUUCGGGCCAAAACAACGCUACAGUCCAGUCUAGGCUGUGGCAGCAGUGAACAAGAGGUAGCAGACAGCGGUGAGUUUUCAUUGUCUUAA
Dibothriocephalus latus is the source of this 462-nucleotide messenger RNA. The record is from the annotation of a GenBank genome assembly. Lineage: Eukaryota; Metazoa; Platyhelminthes; Cestoda; Diphyllobothriidea; Diphyllobothriidae.